AUGAGAGACGGUGGUGGUCCUCGAGUCCGAAUCGAUGUCAACAAGCCGCAAAAUAGGUAAGGGGCGAGAAAAAAAGAAAGAUUGAGUGCUCUUGACACCAACACAUUUGUGCCCUCUCCCCGCUAAUCCGUCCAGUCUUUUUGUUCUCCCCCGUCACUCUUUGACUUUUCCGUUUCAUCACAUACAUAUUAUUAUACGAAAACGUCUUGCCAUUCAAACGUUCCUCAUCAUCAUUGACUGUCUGGUUCAGAGCUCAACAGUUCGAGACCGAAGAACAACGACUGCAACGUGUGCAGAGCCACGGAUCCGACACUGCCACCAUGAACUUUGUGACCGAUGAUCGUAUGGAGGUAAGAGUUUGCGCUCAUCUUACUAUUUUUUCUAGAAAAAAGUGUUUCCCUUAAACUCGCUCAAAGUUAGGCGUCAAAGUGUUCGUGUUCCGAUUACUGUAGGAAAAGUUUGGUUUGCGAGAACAAGUAUCUAAAUCUAGAAGGUCUCGUCGCCAGAGUAAAGGUAGAAAUCCAGUUAUCCCCUCGCAAUAACUACUUGGUAAACUGUGCAUAGCUUCAUCCAAGAGGGCGCGAGAUUCCCUCUCUCUCUCUGUUUUAGAAGAAAGAAAGAGAGAGAGAGAGAGAGAAAGCACUUCACUUUUGUGCUCCUCUCCGCUCUCGUAUAUACCCCCUUUCAUCUCCCACAAAGAAAGAGGAGCGCAUUCAUUUAUUCGUCCUCUCGCUUCCACCAACACCACAGAAAACCACAAAGAUUUCAUCUCACCUCCUCGUCUUUUUUCCUCCUUUAUACCCCUUCCCGUUUCGCUACAAAUACGAAAUUUGGUCCCCAUGAGAAUUUUCCUCCGGACGAGACGAGCCCGAAAGACGUCUUCCAUACGAAGAAGAGAUUAACCCGCAAAAGAACAGAAAAAUGUGUGCGGCCGUGGGGAUAUUCCGAUUUUUUCUCACUUUUUCUAUUGAAUACUUGAUGUGCUCUCUCUGAGAAAGCUAGCUCAGAGCUGCUAUUAUGCUUAUAGUUGACGAGUUGAGAUUUGCUUCCUAAAUUGUCUGUCAAUUUUCAUUUUUCUAAUACGAAAGUUCCAAAAGCUUUUCGGAGGUUCUAUGGAAACUAAGAACAAUUUUUCGUACGGCGCACUGGUUCUUCUUCGAAAUCCUUUCCCAUCUUCUUCCGAAAAAAACUUUUAUUCUUCUUCUUCCUCCUCGCAGAGCCACAUACAAAUUCAAUUUGCAUGUGUGUAUUAGGCCCAUAAUCUUGUGAAUACACCGACGUUUUUUCGCCAUUCUUUCGUCCAUGGACUUUAGGAUUUUUCGGCCAAGGUCUACAUAGGCCCAACCAAACGCCUAACUACACCAAAUUUGGCUCUUUCUGCUCCAACCAAUUAAUCAUCAGUGUGGCGCCCAUUUUCCGUCGUCUUCAUGUUGCUCCGAGAGCCCCCACGCUCAUUUUCUAGUUGCUGGUGGUGCAGCCCCCAGCAAGUUUUAUGUGUUUUUGGCACUGGCGCACCCACGCCACACUCCAAAUUGCUAUAUUGUCAAUUUUCAAUUUUUUCCCCUCACUUUGGCUCGUUUCCAGUCGAGAAAUGGGGCCGAAAGGUUGGAACGGCAAAGUGAGUGCGAGAGCUCUGGACGUUUCUCUUUUUUCCAAAUUCUUUCCAUUACCCUUUGGCCAGUGUAUAACUAUUUUCUUCGAUAAGGACGUUCUGCGACCAAAAUUUUUCGGUUGCAAAACGUCCUAGCUCUCCUCCAAGUAGAAAAAGUAAGAAAAUAUUUGUGAUUCUUGAACGUCGAGCGUUUUUUUCUUCAGCUUCUUGUUUGCCGUUUUGAUUAUUUGCCUUCGUCUUACUCCUGCCGUUUACCCCCACAACAAGUUUCUUCUUCCUUCAACUUUUCCUCUCAUUUCCCCCAUCCAUGUGUAAUCUUGUCAUUACGGAUGACUACGGAUGUUUUAGAGAAAAAUGAGGAAAAAUAAAAUAUGGAGACAUUUGUAAUUUGCAGGAGGAGCACGAGGAGUACAGCGCGUUCAAAGAGGCGUACGAGGAGGAGGAGAGCCGCGAAUACGUUAUUGAAAACGGAGUGAAACGGCUUGUCAAUCAGCACUACGACUCGCGCGGAUACGCCAAAUCAGCCAGAGGUACAUCGGCAUGAAAAGAAGAAAAAAACUGAGGAACUUUCAGGCCAGAAGGGACAGCGAGAGGAGGAGAGACGCAGGAAUAUGGCCGUCGACUACUCUUGUACGUUUGUGGGGGACGGUUGCGAAGCGUCUAGGAGACAUUUUGCAACCGAAGCAACGUGUUAGCAUUUCCAGCGAACGACUUCCGUCAAUCCCUGGCCGCCAUCGAUCAGGCGAGCCGUGAUGGAGCCAUCUCGCGCGGCGAGGAUGGCGUCCGAGUGCGUCACAUCGGCGACACGACAAUAAUGACCGAGCACAGAGACCCGUACUCUUUCUACUGGCAACUGGACCAGGCCCGUCGUGACACAGAAUCGCCGCCACGAAGAGCACCGCCCACGGACUACGUGAUCGACGAGGAAGAGGUCAUGGACACUGUACUCUCUCCAGAAUCACACGAUAGCGGGAUCAUGUUCGAGAAUCAGUACAGACGACCGCAUCGGGGACAUCCUCUUCCACCACCGCCACCAAUUAUGGAGGAGGAGCCGAAGGAGUUACCGCCAGGAUGGGAGAAGCAUCAAGGUGGCCACAGUAGUCUGUGUUAAAAUUAUUAAGUAUUUACAGACCCCCAAGGAUACUCGUACUACUGGCACGUCGACAGCGGAACCAUCCAAAGACAGCCACCUCCAGCCGUUGUAAGUUCUUGUGCACUUUUUGUGUGCUCGCCGCCUGCACAACAUGUACUUGUUCAUGCUCGUCUCCGUUUUUCAGCGUGACGUUACACCUGCUCGAACUCCUUCCCCACCUCCACCACCCGUGUACUCUGUUACAACCGCUGUACGUCUCAGUUCCCGUGCACUAUGAAUAUGCCAACUCGUUCACAAAGAAAAAAUGUCCACUUUCAGAACCGCGAGACACAAGCGGACGCGCCGCCAACUCAGAUAAUUCAAUUGCCGCCGCAGCAGCCGGUGAUUGAAGAGCACGCAUUCAAGCAAACGACCACAAAACGGCGAAUUGAGCAGGAUGAGCUGAGCGAGGGAUUCGCAGAAGACGCGCAGGCGAUCGGCGAGGGUGGUGACACCUACCAUAAGCCGGUCAGAUUUGCCGUGCGCUCGUUGGGAUGGAUUGAGAUUUCCGAGGAUGAGCUGACCGCGGAGAAGUCUUCUCGCGCUGUUAAUCGGUACGUUUUGCAACUAGUCUUGUUGCUUGAAACUGCGCAGUUUUAGAGCCUAGGGACACUGCGAGGAGUUCAACAACUCCCCCUAUAAAACUGUUUUUUUUUUCAGCGCCAUCGUGGAAUUGACCCAAAAAAGUGACCUGGAACAAGUGCCCAAGUGGGGAGACGGUCGCGAACUGAUCAUGGAGCUUGAUGACAACGAACUGGCACUCAUCGACCCGGACUCUAUGAAUGUGAUCCAUUCGGAACGCAUUCAGGCGAUCCGUGUCUGGGGAGUCGGACGCGACAACGGACGCGAUUUUGCCUACGUUUCGAGGGACCGCGCGACCCGCAGAUUCAUGUGCCAUGUGUUCCGAUGCGACACUUCCGCCAAGACCAUCGCCAACACGCUCAGGGACAUUUGCAAAAGACUGAUGCUCAAUCGAAGACCGUCUAGUCUUCAUGCAACCGAAUCGGGAGAGAAGAGGAUCGUCAGAAGCACCGAGGGAUUCACGCCCAUCGAUGAGCCACGCAAGGUGAUCAGGUGCCACUUUUUGGGAGUUACCCAAGUGCCCAAAGCCACUGGAAUCGAGAUUUUGAACGAGGCGGUUGAUCGAUUGGUUUCACAGGUAAGCAUAAAAGUGCGACACAUUUUUCUCUAGCCUUGAGCAUUUUUAGGUGCGUCCCGAGCGUUGGAUCCUCGCCGACGUCUCCAUCGCCCCCUCCACCAUCGCCAUCGUCGAAGUGAACGGACAGCAAAUCGCCGAGUGCCGAGUCAGAUAUCUCAGUUUUCUGGGAAUCGGAAGGGAUGUCAAGUAUGUCCCCCUCAACGUGAAUCGUUGAGUCAGCAUCAAUUUCUCAUUAUUUCAGGCACUGCGCAUUCAUAAUGCAGACCUCGUCGGAGAACUUCAUGUGCUACGUGUUCCACGUGGAACCGAGCGCCGCUGCAAUGGCCAAAAUGAUCGAGGCGGCAUGCAAGCUGCGUUAUCAGAAAGUUCUCGACGCUCACGCGUCCCGACAUCACUCGGGAAUGUCUUCGCACGGCGCCCAUCCGCCACCGUCCUACCACGGCAAGGUUUUCGAUUUUCACACUUUCCCUUGCUCUAACUCGAUAUUGUACAUUCGCAAACGCGCCGUGGACGUGUCGCAACUGGAAUUUGGUUGCAAAACGGUUGCGAAUGUAUAAUACAACUGCUUGAACGGUUUUAACAUGUUUCCCCCCGGGUGUUUUAACUUUUUCGUUUGAUUCUGUUUUCUAUGUUGACCGAAAAAAUUAUCAAAGCUUGUGAUUUUCUGGUAAUUUCAAAAGCGGCUCUAAAUUUUUUUUACAAACAAAAUUAACAAGUGUUUGUUGUGCGCAGAACAAUUGUUAACAAAAAUGUUAUGCAAAUAUUUGCAGGGAUGGACUGAGACUUUCCGCGACGCAUUUGGAUCGGUAACCUCACGAAUGGUGCCGUCAAGAUCAGCACAAAAAUUAUAA
Molecule: messenger RNA, 4754 nt
Organism: Caenorhabditis sp. 36 PRJEB53466
Lineage: Eukaryota; Metazoa; Nematoda; Chromadorea; Rhabditida; Rhabditidae
Source: the annotation of a GenBank genome assembly